This is a messenger RNA of Wyeomyia smithii (pitcher-plant mosquito), 2898 nucleotides long. Its product is annotated as dynein intermediate chain 2, ciliary. The record is from RefSeq and is a predicted model, not a curated record. Gene Ontology annotation, cellular component: outer dynein arm. NCBI's taxonomy places the organism in Eukaryota, Metazoa, Arthropoda, Insecta, Diptera, Culicidae. Bases 636 to 2765 code for a protein of 709 amino acids. Gene Ontology annotation, biological process: outer dynein arm assembly; cilium movement. The transcript is spliced from 10 exons. Gene Ontology annotation, molecular function: dynein heavy chain binding; dynein light chain binding.
AAACGUAUUUCUUCAGAAUUAACAGCAUUUUAAUUUAGUUAUUCAUCACUCACAAAUGUGGCAUUGGCAUCAUUUUGGUAUGUUCUUCAAUCACAUUGCCGCCAAUUUUUGGUUAACGCAUUGCAAACUAGACCAAGGCGACAUUCUGUGCCACGGACGCCUUUUCGAUACUAUGGCAACCAAGGUACUCCAGUUGUUGUUUUGAGAUCAACAAAACAAACACAAGCUUAGCGGUGCAACCAGGGAAGUCUUGUUUGUUAUUCUGUGAGGCGUUGUGAAAAUCGAUUCGAAUUUAAGCCAAAUUUGUAGACGUCACCCCGGACGGUUGUUUGGUUUGCAAAGUUGGUCGUAAUCCUGAAGCUUUCAAUGAUCACAGAUAAGCGAGCGAAUAUUUGUUAUAACGCGAGUGUAGCAUGGUACCGGUUCUGAGUGAGAAAAGGCGUCGCUUAAAAGUUUCCUCCUAGCCCACGGUGGAGCGUGCUGAGCCACACUCCAAGCUAUCAAGCUUUGUAAUUAAUUAUUUAAUAAAUAGACGGACUUUGUUAGACGUCGUACGGUUACCCGGUGUAGUUGGGCACUGCUGAGUGGAGUAUUGAAGCACGGAGAACGGCCGAAGACAACUUACUAGGAACAACAUGCCACUAAAGUCAAGCCAAAGGCGACCCUCGCAUCGCACGCCAUCAAUGGCAAAACCAGGAAAAAAUGAACCCGUCGAUAACGACGAGUUCGAGUCGUGGGUUAAAGCGAAACAGCUGCUGAGACCCGACGAUCAGCUGGACCUUACAGAAGCCGAGCUGGGCGAAGAGAUUCCCAAAUUGUUGUCCACGGAGAAUCGUCACUUGCCAAGAAACUUGGUGCUUUUCAAUUUCCACGAGGGAGCAUAUGUUCCAGUUCCUCCACCGGAGAACACGGUUACACUACUGGAGUUUGAAGGGACGGCAUUGCAUAAGGAAGCCCCUGAGGCUAAAGAACAGAUCGCUCGAAAAGGAACCGAUGAGCUGUACGCCACAUUGGACAAACCGGCGGAACCAGGUCCGGAAGAGGAUCAAGGCCCGUCGCCGAAGUCCGAAUCCCCGGACGGCGAAGAAACAGAACGUGACGAAGAUGAAGCUGAAGCUGAAGCGGAAGCCCAAGAACAGGAAGAAGAAGUACAAGCCGCUCCUGAGGAGGAAGCACCGAAGAAAAAGCUGACCAACCAGUUCAACUUCUGCGAACGUGCUGCGUUGACUAUUGCUAAUCCUUCGAGGGCUGUCGAUACGCAAACCGUGCCGCCACCGAGGUCCACGUACGGAGCGAGUGUACUGCAGUGGGUGAUUUACGACUCGUACGCCGAGGACUAUGCCCACCAGCAGCGGGAGAAGGAGCGCGAAAAGGAGAAGAAGCCAACUCUGCACAAGCGAGAUGAAAAAUCACGCAAAGACGACAAGGCUAAACAGGCGGAGGAGUUUAACAAGCGCUAUCUGCAGGCUUGUCAGAUCAUUGAGCGAAUGGUUAAUCAGAACAUUUACGACGAAAUCGCCCAAGAUUAUCGUUACUGGGAGGACCCUUCGGAUGAGUUCCGUGAAGAGGAAGGUACCCUGCUGCCGCUGUGGAAGUUUUCCUACGAGAAAACCAAGAAAAUGUGCGUCACGGAUUUGUGUUUUAAUACGCUUUAUUACGAUCUGUUCGCUGUGUGCUUCGGAACGUUGGAUUUCAUGAAACAAGGCAACGAAGGAGCGGUUUGCCUGUUCACAAUCAAAAACCCAUCGUUUCCGGAUUACAGAAUAACGACUGAGAGUGGCGCCAUGUGCUGCGAUAUUCAUCCCAAGUAUCCGUACUUGAUAGCUAUUGGGCUGUACGACGGAAAUGUGAUUGUGUACAAUCUGCAGGUGGGCACCAAGGAGCCUGUCUACAUGUCCCACGGAGUCAACGGGAAGCACUCCGAGUGCGUGUGGGAGAUCAAAUGGGGGCCGGAUAUGCAGGAUGGGGAGAUAAACUUUUACUCCGUAUCUGGCGAUGGGCGUGUAUUCAAUUGGGUGCUGAUGCAGAAUAAACUCGCAAUCACCACGAUUAUAUCGCUGUUUCUAGAUAUCGACCAGGUCGGCGGACCGGACGGGAGUAGCCUGAAGCUGAAGGGCUGCGGCAUGUGUAUGGUGUUCCAUCCCAAUAAUCCCGAGAUAUUUCUGGUGGGAACAGAAGAGGGAUACAUAUUCAAAUGCAGCACGGCGUACAGCUCAAAAUAUCUUAUGACAUAUUAUGCUCACUACCUGUCGGUGCACCGGAUGGAUUACAAUAAGUUCAACUCGAAUAUUUUUGCAUCCUGCAGUGGCGAUUGGCGAGUAAAGAUAUGGGAGGACAUGCGGCCAGAGCCGUUGUUUAUUUUCGAUCUGGGCGCUUCGGUUGGCGAUGUCAAGUGGGCACCGUACUCCAGCACCGUAUUCGCCGCUGUUACCACCGAGGGAAAAGUGUUCGUGUUCGAUCUGAACGUGAACAAGUAUAAGGCGAUUUGUAUCCAAGCCGUCGUAUCCAAGCGAAAGAAUAAAUUGUCCCGGUUGGCGUUCAACCAUAAGCUACCGUUUAUCAUUGUCGGAGAUGACAAAGGAACGACAAUUACGUUGAAACUGUCGCCGAAUUUACGUGUCAAAACGAAAGCACCGAAAAAGGCCGUUCCGGUGGAUCCGCACAUGCUGGAGGUGCAGAAGCUGGAUCGGCUGUUGUCGCUGGUGCGGGAGCUUCCUGAGGGUGAAAUGGUGAAGGAAACGGUUAGCACGGUAGCUUCCAACUAAACGCUUCCGCAGCGAAGCAGUCAGUAAGCGGCGUGGCAAGGAAUGUGAAUUUAUCAGUCUACCAUUGAACAACUCUGCGCGUUGAAUGUAGUGGAAACAAUAAAUUAUUUAUUUCUUAACUAAUGUAUGAAAA